Daucus carota subsp. sativus is the source of this 3094-nucleotide messenger RNA. Its product is annotated as receptor-like protein 6. Gene Ontology annotation, molecular function: protein binding. Lineage: Eukaryota; Viridiplantae; Streptophyta; Magnoliopsida; Apiales; Apiaceae. The record is from RefSeq and is a predicted model, not a curated record. The transcript has a single exon.
CUUGUUUAUUGAACAUGUUAAAAUUUAAGUACAAAUUCAAUAAUGAUAUAAAUACCUUAAAAAGAGUGAAUAUUCCAUUUAAUGUGUAAAAGAUUCUUUUUGGUAUAGGAUAUGGUGUUGAUGGGUUGGAGUGAAAUUUUGAUUUGGUGUAGUUUUCACACCAAAUUGGUGUAUUUUUCACACCAAAAUGGUGUUAUGGGUUGGAGACGGUCUUAAAAACUUCAUAUUCUUGUUUCUUCUAUACUCUCUUCAUGUUAUUGCUAGGGUGCAUACCAUAAUGCCCCCUGCUGCUAUGUUGUGCCACGAUCAUGAGAGAUCUGUUUUGUUACACUUUAAGCAAAGCCCUUCACUUAAUGAGUCCGCCUCUUAUGAUUCGUCUGCUUACUCAAAGACUGAAUCUUGGAAGGCUCGGGGAGAAAAUGGUACUGAUUGCUGCUCGUGGCAUGGGGUCGAAUGCGAUGAAAAAACUGGUUAUAUCAUUGGCCUUCACCUCAACAGCGCCUACCUCUAUGGCACUCUUGGCUCCAAUAUCUUUACCCUUGUUCACCUUCAGACCCUAAACUUGGCUGACAAUAACUUUCGGCGCUCCACAAUCCCACAUGAAAUUUCUCAUCUUUCAAGUUUAUCUCGCCUUGACCUCUCAUUCUCUGUUUUUUCUGGCCCAAUCCCAACCGAGCUGUCAAAAUUGUUCAAAUUGACUUACCUUGAUCUGAGUGAAAACGACUUCUCUGGUAUCUUUCCCGUUGAUAUUUUCCAUUUACCCCACAUGCUUGUUCUUGAUGUGGGAGACAACGAAAAUCUAACCGGUGUUUUGCCAGAGUUUAACCGAACAAGCUCCUUCAAGGAAUUGAGACUUAGCUUCACAAAUUUCUCCGGUAACCUGCCAAUCUCAGUCGGAAAUUUGCAGUCACUUACUAAAUUGAAACUCGGAGCCUGCAACUUUUCAGGGUCAAUUCCGACCUCUAUUGCUAACUUGACCCAACUCACUCAUCUAUAACUUUCCUCUAACAAAUUCAGUAAAUCUACAAGUUUUUCCUGGCUCGACAACUUAACCAAACUUACUUACUUGAACCUUGAAUCUUGCAAUAUACAUGGUGACAUCCCAUCAUCUCUUGCAAACAAUACCCAACUUACCCAUCUUUAUCUUGAUUCCAAUUACUUUGCGGGUGAAAUACCAGUGUGCCUAACGAACAUGACCCACUUAAUUGAGUUAGAUUUGUCCAAUAAUGAACUAACAGGCCCAAUAUUGAGCUCAUUCUCUCAACUCGAAAACCUUGAAUUUCUUGAUCUGAGUAGAAAUAAUCUUAUUGGAACAGUAGAGGCUGAUAUUUUUUUCAGUCAUAAAAAGCUUGAGUCUCUCAGUCUAUCUUCCAACAAUAUAACCUUCAUUACCCACCAUCACAUUAACUUUACCAUUCCAACUCUUAGAGAAUUACAAUUGGAUGGCUGUAACUUGAGAAAGAUCCCCUAUUUUUUGAAGUUACAAAAUAAUUUGGAGAUUUUAUUCCUGAGUGCAAACAGUAUUCAUGGGAAAAUUCCACACUGGAUAUGGAAUGUUAGUGAUCAUCUAGGGGCAGUUGACCUUUCUUCCAACUUCCUUACAUCUAUUGAACAUAAUCUGACUGUUUUCUCAAGUAAGAGUCUAGAAGUCAUUGACAUAGGAAAUAAUAUGUUGCAAGGGAAUCUCCCAGUUCCACCACCAAAUACAAUUGAGUACAGGGUGUCUAACAACAGGCUAACCGGAGAUAUUCCACCCUUGAUCUGUAGUGGCAUGUCCCUUACAAUACUUGACUUGUCGUAUAACAACAUGAGUGGGCCUAUUCCUCGAUGUUUGAGCAAUUCAUUGGCAUCUCUUAAUCUCCAAAGCAACAAUUUUUCUGGAACUAUUCCUCAAUUGUAUUCAGAAGAUUGCAAUUUGAAGGAAAUUGACUUGAGUCAAAACCAGCUUAAAGGAGAAGUACCAAAAUCUUUGAUGAGUUGUAAAAUGCUUGAGAUUUUAGAUCUAUCAGAUAAUCAGAUUGAACAGACUUUCCCCGCCUGGUUGGGGACUCUUCCUCAAUUGCAGGUUCUUUUUCUGCAUUCCAACAAAUUUCAUGGUGCACUUGGAAGCCCCAGAAGUCCUUUAGAGUUCCCAAUGUUACGGAUUAUUGAUGUCUCUCACAACUCUUUGACGGGUGUUUUGCCUGUGGAGUAUAUCAAGAUAUGGAAUGCUAUGAAAAUGCAUAGUCCAGACACGGAACUAUAUAUAAGGAUUGAUGUAGAGUUUAACACACAGACUCGCAGUUGGCAUUACCAACAACAGCAGAGCUCCAUAACUCUUGUGAAUAAGGGUGUAGAAACGGAGUACAAGCAGAUUUUAAAUAUUCUCACUGCUAUCGAUCUCUCAAGUAACAAUUUCACAGGUGAGAUUCCAGAAUCUCUUGGAAGUCUGAAGGAGCUUGAGUUACUCAACCUGUCAAACAAUGAGCUCACUGGUCCCAUUCCCCAAUCCUUGGCAAACCUUACGAAGCUUGAAUCGUUGGACCUUUCGCAAAACAAGCUCACAGGGGUCAUCCCUCAGCAAUUAGCAUCGCAGCUCAUUUCCCUUGAAUUCUUCAACGUGUCCUACAACCUCCUCAGUGGUCACAUACCACAAGGCUCGCAAUUUGGGACAUUUGACAAAGGUUCUUAUGUGGGAAAUUCAGGACUAUGUGCAUUCCCUUUAUCAAAUUGUGGAACUGUGCACUCACCACCAGCUGAUGGCGACGAGGGUGAUUCUGAUGAUACAUAUGAGUUUCCGAGUGGUUUUGAUUGGAUGUUCAUAUUAGCAGGAGUCGGAAGUGGACUGGUGGUGGGAUUUGUAAUGGGAAACAUUCUAACGGAUCGAUACCCAUGGCUGAUAAGUUCGAUUGCCCAGAGCUUUGCAUGCAGAGAAAAGAAGCAGCGGAGGGCGAAGAGAUCGAUCAUUCGGAGAUAGUGAUGAGGAUCAGAAUGUUGCAACUUGCAGGUUAACAGAUGUUUGUCCCGAAAUGUGAUUUACCAACAGUCUCUUGUAAGUUGUAAUAAUGGUAUAUAUUAUUGUUUAUGUGAUAGUUUAUAUACUGUGAAUUUUAUG